Molecule: messenger RNA, 3064 nt
Organism: Vigna angularis (adzuki bean)
Lineage: Eukaryota; Viridiplantae; Streptophyta; Magnoliopsida; Fabales; Fabaceae
Product: protein MALE DISCOVERER 2
Exons: 14
Coding region: 637-2781 (714 amino acids)
Biological process (GO): protein phosphorylation
Molecular function (GO): protein binding; ATP binding; protein kinase activity
Source: RefSeq, a predicted model, not a curated record
GAAUUGUGUGUGUGGGUGGUGGGGGGUGAUGAGAGAGAAACUGAGACAAGAGACAAAACAACCUUAACAUUGUAAGAGGAUGAAGGUGGUCGGAGAGAGGGUCAUCUGAGACACCUCUCUAAGGGAGCAAUUGAGCCAAACAUUCAAUAUUCCAUAUAUCAAAUCGUUGAAUCUUUUGCUUCCUUUAUCUGAUUCCCUGUCUCAGUUUACCCCCCCCACCUAUCACCACCAACUUGCAUUAGAUUUCAUCAUCAAUCAUUCUUGAUCGUUCUCUUACAUCCAACAAAGGGCAUCUUUUCCUACACCCUUUUCUCCCAUUUGCAUGCCCCAGCCCCCAUUGGUGGGAGAUCAUUUGGGAGGAAGAUCGUGAGCCGGGUAUGCCGUUGUUGAGCAAAAGGUUGUAAGGAAAAGAUUGAAUAGAAAAUGAGAGACCCUCAAAUGAUCUUUGGACCCAAGAGCUUUUGAUUGUAAUAUACAAGUUUUGUCUAGUUAGUGAAAUUUCCUCAGCUUCAUCCACAUAGGUGGAAGGGUUUCUAUGUACAGAAAAAACCUUCCUAUUUUGUACAUAUGAUAUGUACUGCUCAUAACGACAUAUAGGUCUUGUCUCUACCAAAGCGACAUUGCCUUCAUAUAUCAAUGGAAAGCAUAUGGGGCCCAUAUGGAUUGUGGCUCAGAAUUUAUGUUGGAUUGAUUUCUCUAUGGGGAACUCAACAUUGUUUGUCUCUAAACGAUGAAGGAUUAUCCUUGUUGGAAUUUCGGGGAAGAAUAACUUGUGAUCCUUUUCAUGCUCUGUCAAAUUGGAAUCCAAAUGAUUGUAAUCCUUGCCAGUGGUAUGGUGUUCGUUGUGUAGGUGGUAAAGUGCGAAUGCUGGUCCUACCUGAACUAUAUUUGGAAGGCACAUUGGCUCCUGAGCUUGGGAAACUUAGUCAUCUAAAAUCCCUUAUAUUAUACAAGAACAGUUUUUCUGGUACUAUUCCCGAAGAACUUGGUGAUCUAGACAAGCUGGAGUUAUUGGAUUUAAGGGGGAAUAACAUGACUGGAUGUGUCUCAGCAGAAAUUGGCCAUUUGUUGUUGUCAGAACAAUUGUUCAUUUGUGACAAGAAAUGUGAAAGCAGUGAUUCUCAAGGGAUUGGAAAGCUCAGAUUGCCCUGUAGUAUCAAUCUUUCAACUCGUUUGACAACUUCAUUGCUUGGAAAGAACCGAAAGGUUGCACCCAGUAUACAACAACAUGGCGUGAAAAUUUUAUGGCACAGAAAUUAUAAGCAAUGGAAUGGGGCAGAUUCAUCUUUUAUUCCACUUAAAGGAGCACUAAAAAAAUACGCCAAUGCUGUCUUUGCUAUGGCACUUCCACUGCUCAAGCUAGUAAAGGCCACCCCUCAUGCCCAUGCAGAGAAAUGGUGUGGCAUUCUGACUGGCUCUGAUGAUUCAGAGAUUGACCAGAAUGUAGAAAAUGUAGUCAAUUCAGCACGACGGAAGUUGCUUGAUCAGUCUAGUAACCUUGCAGCUGCACCUUUCAGUGGUGGGCCUACUAUACAGAUCAGUUAUAUUCCAAUUACCCAGAGCAGUGGAGCUUUUCCAGCCUUCCCAGACACCAAUAAGCAACAGAAUCAGUCACCUGGACAAUUGCCUUCAACUUCUAAUUUGACACCUACGAAUCAAACAAGUCAACCAAGUUCAGCUAAUGUUGCUUCUGGAAAAUUAUGGGAGUAUAUUAUUAUAAUAGCAGGUGUAGCUGUCUUGGUCAUUAUUGUUUUGAUCAUGCUUUGCGUUUGGCGAAAACGAGCAGCAAAAGUAAUAAAGCCAUGGAAAACAGGAAUAAGUGGACAGCUGCAGAAAGCAUUUAUAACAGGGGUCCCCAAGUUGAAUCAGGCAGAGCUGGAAACAGCCUGUGAAGAUUUCAGCAAUAUUAUUAAUACUUUUGAUGAAUGCACCAUAUAUAAGGGAACACUAUCCAGUGGAGUCGAGAUUGCUGUUGAUUCAACUAUUGUUACUUCGGCCCGUGAUUGGUCAAAGACAAUGGAGACGGCCUAUCGCAAAAAGAUUGCCACAUUAUCCCGUGUUAACCAUAAGAACUUUACCAAUCUUAUUGGGUACUGUGAUGAAGAAGAACCAUUCACCAGGAUGAUGGUAUUUGAGUAUGCUCCGAAUGGAAGCUUAUUUGAGCAUCUGCAUGUUAAGGAAGUUGAACCUCUUGACUGGAGCGCAAGAAUGAGGGUUAUUAUGGGCACAUCAUAUUGUCUUCAGUAUAUGCACCAUGAUCUGAAUCCACCAGUAGCUCAUUCCAACCUCAAUUCCGUUGCUAUAUUGUUGACAGAUGACUUUGCUGCUAAGAUAUCAGAAAUAGCUUUUGGCAAGAAUGUGUCAUCACAAGCCAACACACCUGGACAUGAGUCACAGAAAUGUGACUUGCCACCCCAUGCUGAUCCUGAAACCGAUGUCUAUAACUUUGGAGUGUUGUUGCUUGAAAUCAUUUCCGGAAAACUACCAUACUCUGAAGAACAUGGCCACAUUACUGACUGGGCUGCUGAGCACUUGAAUAAUAAGCAAAGCGUCAGCAAUCUGAUUGAUCCCUCGUUGGAAUCCUUCAAAGAAGAAGAACUUGAUGUCAUCUGUGAGGUGAUCAAAGAAUGUCUUCAAUCUGAUGCAAGGCUAAGACCAACGAUGAAGGACAUAGCUCCCAGAUUGAGGGAAGUGCUGCAUGUAUCACCUGAGCAAGCUGUCCCUAGACUCUCUCCCCUCUGGUGGGCUGAACUGGAGAUCUUAUCAUUGGAGACCUCUUAAAGUUCUACCUCGCUCUCAUCUCUGUGCUGCAUGCCAAGUCUCUAUGGCCAACCUUUAACAUGUUGCUACCAGAGUAAACCUUUUGGAUAAUGCUGUGGUAUUUGCUGCUCAAAUUCUUUAAUUCUAUUUGUUCUUUUAUAAGUUCUUAUGAUUAAUACCAUAGCAAUUCUUGUCCCAAUGGAAGAGUGUUGUCAUUUUAAGGUGGGUUGUUGUAAAUUGUACUUUUGUUGAUGAAGAUUGGGAUGUAAAAAGUGUUGGCAAUAUUAAUAUAAGUUCCAAUGAA